This is a messenger RNA of Anoplopoma fimbria (sablefish), 3058 nucleotides long. It is a transcript of the gene dnaja1, whose product is annotated as DnaJ heat shock protein family (Hsp40) member A1. The transcript is spliced from 9 exons. Gene Ontology annotation, molecular function: Hsp70 protein binding; ATP binding. NCBI's taxonomy places the organism in Eukaryota, Metazoa, Chordata, Actinopteri, Perciformes, Anoplopomatidae. The record is from RefSeq and is a predicted model, not a curated record. Gene Ontology annotation, biological process: protein refolding; response to heat. Gene Ontology annotation, cellular component: cytoplasm; cytosol. The coding region runs from base 112 to 1341 and encodes 409 amino acids.
UUUUUUUUUAAGAGGCGGGUUAGAAGAGAAGCUUCUGGAAGAGUCUGUGUGAGCUGAGGCUGUGAGGAUCCAAACGACUGCUUCAUACAAGGUUAUCCGUCAGAGACAAACAUGGUCAAGGAAACAGGCUUCUACGAUACAUUAGGUGUUAAACCUAAUGCUACUCCUGACGAACUGAAACGGGCCUAUCGAAAACUAGCUUUGAAAUAUCACCCUGACAAAAAUCCCACUGAAGGAGAGAAAUUCAAGCAGAUCUCACAGGCAUAUGAAGUUUUGUCAGAUGCCAAGAAGAGAGAGGUGUAUGACCGUGGAGGUGAAAAGGCUAUAAAGGAAGGAGGGACUGGAGGUGGCGGUGGUGGUGGUGGGGGGAGCUUUGCAUCGCCCAUGGACAUCUUUGACUUGUUUUUUGGUGGGGGCAGUCGGAUGCACAGAGAGCGAAAAGGAAAGAACAUUGUUCAUCAGAUAUCAGUGACGCUGGAAGAUCUUUAUAACGGAGCUACAAGAAAACUUGCUCUCCAGAAGAAUACUAUUUGUGAGAGAUGUGAAGGUCGUGGGAGUAGAAAAGGAGCUGCACAGAUGUGCAUGUCGUGCCAUGGCACAGGCAUGCAGGUCCGCAUGCACCAACUAGUACCAGGUAUGGUGCAGCAAGUGUCCACAGUGUGCCACAGCUGUCAGGGCCAAGGACAGAGAAUCAGCCACAAGGACCGCUGCAAAGCCUGCGGAGGUCGAAAGAUCCUGCGCCAGAAGAAGAUUUUAGAGGUCCACAUUGACAAAGGAAUGAGAGACGGCCAGAAGAUCGUUUUCCAUGGAGAGGGAGACCAGGAGCCGGGAAUUGAGCCAGGUGACAUCAUCAUUGUCUUGGACCAGCGAGAACAUUCACUUUUCACCAGGAAAGGAGAGGACCUGGUCAUGUCGAUGGAGUUGCAGCUGGUUGAGGCUUUAUGUGGUUUCAAGAAACCUGUUCAGACACUGGACAACAGAACACUCCUCAUCACCUCACGUCCAGGGGAAUUGAUUAAGCCUGGGGACACGAAGUGUAUUGUGAAUGAAGGGAUGCCCAUGUAUCGCAGGCCGUUUGAGAAGGGGCGCCUUAUUAUUCACUUCACGGUGGUGUUCCCACAAGCCAACUUCCUUUCCGAGGAAAAGCUGAAGAUGCUGGAGAGCUACCUCCCAGAGAAGCUGGAUCCAGAGCAGCCAGAGAGUAUGGACGAUGACCUCUACAUCUACGCCGACCUGGAGGACUGUGACCUCGACAACAGGAAAAGACACAACCAACAGUACUACUACAUGGAGGAAGACGACUAUGCUAGCCCAGGUGGUGUUCAGUGCCAGACAUCUUAAAUAUCAACUGGCCUGCUCUUAAUUAAAGAAGACCUCCCCUCAUCUCUAACGUUAAGCACCUUUUUUGAUUUUAGUGCACUUUUUAUUUAACUGUUGUUUUUCAAAGUUUUCUUUCAAUCUCAAUCAGAAAACGGCGUCCCAACACCCUCCUGAUUUAUUAAUAUAAUACUCUUCGCAUGGAGUAGAGUAUCAUAUAGUUCCAGGAUUAAUCUUCUGGGUGAAUGGGACUCCUCUUCAUCUCUGGGACCUUAUUUUAACUUUUUUUGUUGUUGUUUUUGCAAUCACACUGUGAUUAGAGACGAGGGGUCUCAGAGGCUUCAGAAAAAACUUUUUUGUCUGAACAAAGACUGCCUGCUUUUUAUGCAUUUACACUAAAACGGAUGCCAAUAUUAGGAUGAAAAUACCCUCUUUUUUUUUAAUAGUGCUACUAAAUCAGUUGUUGUUGUAAACCACUUGUUGAUGACUUGUUCAAUCCGUUGUGUGUGUAAAGACCCAAUCCUCAGAUGGUGUUGGAUGUGCAUUGAGGCUUGAGUUGAACAUUUAUGCUGUUUUACCCUUUCAAGGGCUAUUUUCUAGACAUUUCUUAACAAUCUUGAAAAUGUGGCAAGAAGACAUGAGGUAGUAGUAAAGGUGAUCAUGAUUCAGGCAUGACAGAAUUUAGGUUCAAGCCACUUAUGUAGAUUUUUCAGACUAAUAUUUAAAUUUGGUUUAAUAUUUUUGAGCUGCAAUCAGUUGUCUGGUGAUGCCACAUUUGUUUUUUUGGAAACCUAUUGUGUACAGUAGAACAUCUUAUAAGUAUAAACAACACAGUUUGAUAUGAGCCAAAUAUGACUGCAUAUUAAUUGCAGGGUAGGUUUUAGGUCAAAGAUGAGUAAGAAGUCACUUUAUUUUGAAAUAACAGAUCAGGGGAGUUUCCAAGAAGCAGGUUAACUGGAUAACUCAAAUUUAGAAUGGUUAUAUUAACAUAAUUCUUGUUAAAGAUGUUAUGUGGUUUUACUUGGCAAAAAGAGAUCUCAGAUAACUUUUGAAACCGCUUCGGAUAACAGGUCCAAGAUGCCUUCAUGGCAAAUGUUUUCCCUCUCUUUAAAGUGUCCAGUGCCAAGUUGCACCAAAGUCUUACAAAGAAAAAUAGUGAUCGUUUAGGUUGUUUUAAAGAUUGAAUGUUCUUGAGAUUAUUUCAGUUGUGUCAUUUUAAAAUCAUUGGAAAUUCCAAAUUUUAAAUCAAAGAAAAACUUUUUGAUGUUUUUUUUUUUUUUUUUUUUUUUUUUACUGAUGUAGGCGCACAAGAAAUUAUGUAUUUUAAUCAAAAAUGCCAAAUAAGUCGUCGGGAGGUCAUGGAGGGACUUAGAAUUGGCUGGUACCUCAUUGAAGUGUCCGCCUGUUUGAAAGCCUUAUAACUUAACUUGAAGCUAUAAUGCAGUUUUUUGGGUUUUUUUCAGUGAUGACUUUGCUUUGGAUAUUGUAAAACACAACUAUGCUUGCAAGAAGGGAGAUUCCUUUAGUUGUUGAAGCAGAUGCAAAUUAAUGAGUACUAAAAAUGUCUGGGGAACUCGACUGAAGUUCAACUCAAAUAAGUGUAGUCAAGUUCCUAAUUUGACUGGCGAUAUGUAUGUGUGUGUUAGGACCAAUGAUCUACUUGUUUAUGCUCAUGUUUUCUAAUUAAAUGCAGUUUGGUGGUCUCUCUAAAUUGUGGUAUUACUUUCUGUGAGUGAUAUUA